CGUGCCCACGGACUAUUUUGAAUUUCGCUCUGAUAAAUUCGAUCUCGACCAGAUUCCGGAAUUCCGGACUUUUCUGGACGAGAGACUACGCUGAUCAACAGAUGUAUAACAAUCAAUGGAUGUAGAACAACUUCUGGCAUCAAUCCGUACCCAGCUUCAGUUAUCCCGACCCACGCUUCGUAUUUCUUUUACGUCACUAGCUGCUCUUCUGUACCCAUCAUGUCUGACUGGAUGGAGUCUGACACCUUUAAAGCGCAGUACAAUGGCGCGGAGGAUUUUGCGGGGCGUGUUCCCCGGCCAGAUGAAUUCCCAGAAGAUCCCUCUACGUCGCGCAGCUACUGGAUUCGCAACCAUACCAUCGAAUUGGAUCAGAUCUGGCGUGAUAGAGCUCUCCCAGAAGAGACGGACGUCGUAAUCAUAGGGUCAGGCAUUACAGGUGCCGUGGUAGCAUUCCAGCUCUCUGAACAGCAGCCUGAUAUACGCGUGGCGUUGUUGGAAGCACGCGGUAUCUGCACGGGCGCCACGGGCAGAAAUGGAGGCCACAUUUGCAGGCCUGAAGUGUGCCAUUUUGAUGAGACGGUACAGGCAUUCGGAGACGAGGAUGCAAUGCGAUUGAAGAAGUUUGCGAUCAGGAACCGUGACAUGAUGAUUGAGUGCAUCGAAAAGCUGGAUGCGACAGAGAAGGUCAGCUUGCGGCUCAAUGGGACUGUUGUGGUCUUCGAAACAGAGAAUGAGAGGGACGCCUUUCAGAAAGACAUCGAUUACGCGACCUCGAAAGGGUACAAGUCUGAAGGCUACAUUAUCGGUCCUGAAGAAGCGGCGACGAAACUUGACUUGGAUGCCUCUCGGACUAAUUUUGGUGCUGCAAUUCUGGAGAAGUCGGGAACCAUCUUCCCUCGAAAGUUUGUGGAUGUUCUUCUCCAGACGGCAUUGCGUCGGAUGCCGAGUCUGACGAUUCACCCUUACACCGCAGUCGAAUCUGUAUCACGCCCAGAUUCGAACAACAGUCUAUACAAAGCACACACAACGAGAGGCGUCAUCCAGUCCAAGGCCAUUUUCCAUGCCACAAAUGCGUAUGCGGGCCACCUUAACGUUGACCUUCAGGGCGCUGAUGGGGUAUUCGGGGCGAAGGGCCACAUGCUCGGUAUAAAUCCAAACGUAACUGGAUGCAGAAAGCAAUUACAGCAGGGUUUUGGAUACGGCGACUUCUGGCACUAUCUCCAGCAAAGGCCAGGCAAUGGACCAUUCUUGUACGGCUUCGCGACUGCUGAACUAUUGAACGAUUAUGAUGAUCGGAUCACUCUUCCGGCAGAUCACGAAGUCCGUGCUAAGAUGCUGGGUUUCCUCGAAAGAAUGUUUCCUGAAUGGUUCCAGAAUCUCGACAUAUCCAGGGACGUACCGUACGACUGGACUGGGAUUCAAGGAUUCACAAUGACUGGGGCUAGCAUUGUCGGGCGACCGUCAAAAGAUAGUCUUGGUGAAUUUGCCAGCGUAGGACACAAUGGGGAGGGUAUGGGGAGGUGUUUUGCCAGCGCUACAGUAGCCACUGAGGCAAUGAUUGCGUACUUGCUCGGUAAAUCUUACCAGACACCGGAUUGGUUUCCGGAGGCUUUCCGUAGAAACAUUUAG
Aaosphaeria arxii CBS 175.79 is the source of this 1629-nucleotide messenger RNA. RefSeq names its product FAD dependent oxidoreductase. NCBI's taxonomy places the organism in Eukaryota, Fungi, Ascomycota, Dothideomycetes, Pleosporales. The transcript has 2 exons. Gene Ontology annotation, cellular component: cytoplasm. Gene Ontology annotation, molecular function: oxidoreductase activity. The record is from RefSeq and is a predicted model, not a curated record. Bases 220 to 1629 code for a protein of 469 amino acids.